AUGGGGAACAAUGGGCCACCUGGCAGAGUCAAGGAGGCAGCCGCUACUCUUCAGUGGUGGCUCAAUGCAUUGUAUUUGAGUUCAAAUCAAUCAGUCUCUCCAUUCCAGAUUGUGAGGCUGCCAAUUGCUUACCAGAAGGACUUCUCCUCAUGCAGCAUCUUUGCACUCAAUGCACUGAUGCACCAUUUCAUUCCAUCCCAAUACUCCCUUGGCACCAGCAAUGAUAUGGUGAUGAUACGCAUCAAGCUUCUUGUGUCAAUCCUUGAUCAUCAUGCUGCACAUGGAACACCUGGCCCUGAAGCGAUCACACCAAUAACAACAGCUGCCCCAGUGGUAGCAACCCCAGUGGCAGCCAUUGGAGCAACAACAAUGCCAGUGAGAGUGACGGUGCCACCAGUGGCAACAAUCCCUGUAGCAAAGGCCAGCCACCAACAAUGUUUACCCAAGUAG
Cantharellus anzutake is the source of this 450-nucleotide messenger RNA. RefSeq lists its product as uncharacterized. The coding region runs from base 1 to 450 and encodes 149 amino acids. Lineage: Eukaryota; Fungi; Basidiomycota; Agaricomycetes; Cantharellales; Hydnaceae. The transcript is spliced from 2 exons. The record is from RefSeq and is a predicted model, not a curated record. Gene Ontology annotation, biological process: proteolysis. Gene Ontology annotation, molecular function: cysteine-type peptidase activity.